AUGCGCGCUGUCGCCCUCCGGCAGCUCCGCCACGCACAGGAAGGACAUUGCACCAAAGGGCCCCAGAGCGUCGAGCAACGCGUCAAGCGGAUCCUCACUGGCACUCCGUUGAUCGAUGGACACAAUGACCUGGCCAUACUCAUCAGGUUUGGCUACAACAACCACAUCUACGAUGAGAAGUUCGCCGGCCCUUUUGAGCAAGGCGGGUUCCCUUCGCACGUCGACUUGCCCCGGCUGCGGGCCGGCAUGAACGGCGGCGCCUUUUGGAGUGUGUUCUGGCCGUGCCCCGAGAAUGGGACGGAUUUCUCGGACGAGAACUAUGCCUCGAGCGUCGCGGCCACGAUCCAGCAGAUCGACCUCAUGAACCGGCUCAAGGAAGCCUACCCCAAUGACUUCUCGCCCACGCUGGACAGCAGCUCGGCCAUGAAGGCCUUCAAGAAGGGCCAGUUAAUCUCGCCUUUGGGGGUUGAGGGUCUGCACCAGAUCGGCAACUCGGUCGCCAACUUGCGCUCCUUCUACAAGCUCGGCGUCCGCUACUCGACGCUCACGCACAACUGUCACAACAAGUACACUGAUGCUGCUCUGUUGGAGAAUCCCCUCCGCAAGGCACCUCCGCACUGGGGCGGCGUCAGUCCGGAGGGCCGGCAGCUCGUCAACGAGAUGAACCGGAUCGGCAUGAUCGUCGACCUGUCCCACACGAGCGUUGACACUAUGGUCGACGUCCUGGGCUCGGGCCGGGACGGGUGGGCCGGGAGCAAGGCGCCCGUCAUCUACUCGCAUUCGAGCGCCUUCAGCAUCUGCCCACACCCGCGCAACGUGCCGGACCACGUCCUCGAGCUGGUGAAGCAGCGGCGCUCGCUGGUCAUGGUCAACUUCGCCCCCGACUUUGUCUCGUGCGUCGCCGCGGACCGCGCCGACGGCUUGCCCGACUUCUACCCACCCAACUCCACUCUGUCCCACGUGGUGACGCACAUUCUACACAUUGGCAACCUCAUCGGCUUCGACCACGUCGGGCUCGGGAGCGACUUUGACGGAAUACCCAACACCCCGAAGGGGCUGGACGACGUCUCCCGCUAUCCCGACCUCGUCGCCGAGAUGCUGAGGCGAGGAGUGAGCGACGGCGACGCGGCCAAGGUGGUGGGCGGCAACCUGCUCCGCGUCUGGAAAGAGGUCGAUGCCGUGGCUGCCCAGCUGCAGAAAGCCGGCGAGUCGGUGCUUGAGGACGAUCUCCCGAGCCUCCGCUUCCCCUCAAACUUUGUAUAG
Molecule: messenger RNA, 1263 nt
Organism: Lasiosphaeria miniovina
Lineage: Eukaryota; Fungi; Ascomycota; Sordariomycetes; Sordariales; Lasiosphaeriaceae
Product: membrane dipeptidase
Exons: 3
Coding region: 1-1263 (420 amino acids)
Biological process (GO): proteolysis
Molecular function (GO): metallodipeptidase activity
Source: RefSeq, a predicted model, not a curated record